ACCCGCGCUGCACGCUCAAUCCCGACUCCACCGCCUCCUACCAGCGGAGAAAUGGCCUCAGGUGCCACCCCCACAGCUGUGAAGAUUGGAAUAAUUGGUGGAACAGGCCUGGAUGAUCCAGAAAUCUUAGAAGGAAGAACUGAGAAAUAUGUGGAUACUCCAUUUGGCAAGCCUUCUGAUGCCUUAAUUUUGGGGAAGAUAAAGAAUGUUGAUUGCGUCCUCCUUGCAAGGCAUGGGAGGCAGCAUACCAUCAUGCCUUCAAAAGUCAAUUAUCAGGCGAACAUCUGGGCUCUGAAGGAGGAGGGUUGUACUCAUGUCAUAGUGACCACAGCUUGCGGUUCCCUGAGGGAAGAGGUUCAGCCCGGUGAUAUCGUUAUCAUUGAUCAGUUCAUCGACAGGACCACCAAAAGGCCUCAGACCUUCUAUGAUGGGAGCCAUUCCUGCGCCAGAGGAGUGUGCCACAUAUCAGCGGCUGAGCCAUUCUGCCCCAAAACGCGAGAGGUCCUCAUAGAGACUGCUAAGAAGCUAGGACUGCGGUGCCACUCGAAAGGGACGAUGAUUACAAUCGAAGGACCUCGUUUUAGUUCCCGGGCAGAAAGCUUCAUGUUUCGUACCUGGGGCGCAGAUGUUAUCAACAUGACCACAGUUCCAGAGGUGGUUCUUGCUAAGGAGGCUGGACUUUGCUAUGCAAGUAUUGCCAUGGCAACAGAUUAUGAUUGCUGGAAGGAGCACGAGGAAGUGGUUUCAGUGGACCGGGUUUUAAAGACUCUGAAAGAAAACGCCAAUAAAGCCAAAAGUUUACUCCUCACUACCAUACCUCAGAUAGGGUCCAUGGAAUGGUCAGAAACCCUGCAUAACCUGAAGACUAUGGCCCAGUUCUCUGUUAUAUUACCGAGACAUUAAAAUAGCCUGGCUGCCCAGAAGGCAAGAAGACUUUCUAAUUCUAGUCCUUUGGGGAAUUCCUGCUUGCUUUGAAAUGUGGAAAGCUUUCAUGCCCUUACCCGCUAAGGAAGAACAUGUGAUAAGACAAGACCAUGCCAAUGUGAAAGAUGCCUUCUGAAAGACGUGGACUGCUUCAAAAAACAAAAGGAGAGCAAAUGACAAGGAAAUGUGGAAAAAUUCCCGCACUUUAGAACAAAGAAGACACCAAUCGCCCUUCCCCCAUUAAAUUCAUAGCAAUAAAGGGUGGGAAGUAACAUUCAGUUUCCUAUGUGGCCAAGUGGGACUCUUGGACUAUUUAUUGUUGUCACUGUAAAUUGGUACGGUCUUUCUGGAGAGUGGUUUGGUAAAGUGUAUCAAAAGGCUUAAAAAUAUUUACACACUUUGUGCUGGUUUCUCUACUCCUUUUAUCUUUAAAACUUUAGAAAUGCACAUAAAGAAUUAUGUAUAAAGAAGGAUGUUUAAUACAGUGUCAGUUUUAAUAACAUUCAAAACAACCGUGAUAUCCAAAAAUUGGACAUAAGUUAUGCUUCAGCUCUAAUUAGAUUGUGAAGCAGCCAACUGAAGAUCAUGUGUUUAUAUAAUAUUUGACGUCCUAAAGAAUUGGCUGCUUGAUGAAAAAGGAUAUGUAAGCAUUUUACAGUCCUGAUUUUGUGUUAAAAUUCUACAUAAAUGUGCAAAAAGACGGGGAAGAAUUAAAAUCUUUUAUUGUACUUUGGGGGUACACUGGAUAAUUUUAAUUUUCUUUAUAUUUUUCUGUCUUCACAUUUUUUCCUACAUGAAUAUAAUCAAACAGUAAACUUACUUCAAAAAUAAAAAUUACUUAGAUCCAGUUGUUAAACACAUUAUUUCUGGUAAUGAAGGAAAAAUUAAGAUGAUACUAAGAGGAGUUCUUUUUGAGUUCCAUCUUUAUUUUGUUUAAAUAAUUUAAAAAUAAAAAGGGCCCUGGCUGGUGCGCCUCAGGGGAUUGAGCACCUGG
This is a messenger RNA of Pteronotus mesoamericanus, 1918 nucleotides long. It is a transcript of the gene MTAP, whose product is annotated as methylthioadenosine phosphorylase. The transcript has 8 exons. The record is from RefSeq and is a predicted model, not a curated record. Gene Ontology annotation, molecular function: S-methyl-5-thioadenosine phosphorylase activity. The coding region runs from base 52 to 903 and encodes 283 amino acids. Gene Ontology annotation, cellular component: cytosol. Gene Ontology annotation, biological process: nucleoside metabolic process. NCBI's taxonomy places the organism in Eukaryota, Metazoa, Chordata, Mammalia, Chiroptera, Mormoopidae.